Molecule: messenger RNA, 1684 nt
Organism: Loa loa (African eye worm)
Lineage: Eukaryota; Metazoa; Nematoda; Chromadorea; Rhabditida; Onchocercidae
Exons: 11
Coding region: 1-1524 (507 amino acids)
Biological process (GO): regulation of mitotic cytokinesis; mitotic spindle assembly; mitotic cytokinesis
Cellular component (GO): astral microtubule
Molecular function (GO): microtubule binding
Source: RefSeq, a predicted model, not a curated record
AUGAAGGAUGAAGAGAUACCACGAAAACAUAGUACCAGAUAUAGUGAUGCGCUUGACGAAAUGCUGGGAAUUCGGUUCAAAAAAGGAAAUAUGAUUCAGAAAGCUGAGCGAUUAAAACAAACGCAACUGGUGGAGAGGCCAACAACAAGACAUGGCCGACAUGGACAGGUAGUUACGGCAGGUGCAACAAACGAUUCGUUUCUGCUAUCUCCCGGACUUGACUUUACGAAUACACGUCCUCCAAAAAGUGAUGUAAUUGUGAAGCGCUGGCAACGACAAUGUGAAGAGGAAAGAGGAAGUGAUGAUGAGAAGGAAGAGGAGAAAGAAGGAAGAAGUGAUGAUGGGAAGAAAGAGGAGGAAGAAGAGGAGGAGAAAAAGUCUAACUCCGACAACAAUGAUGCAAAUAGAACUGAGAAUAAGUCCAGGGAGGAAAUACAAAAACUAGAAACAGAUAAUGAUAAACCUGAAAAUAAUACCAUCGCGAUUGCAAAUGGACAAGAUUCUGAUCGAUCGAUAACGACAGUAAGACAGAAAAACCAAUCUUCUGGUGUAGCAUCAAAUUCGUCGGCUAUCAAGAAGACGAAAGCAACGGAAAGGCAAGUAUCUAAGGGAAAUUUACGUGAUACAAUGCGAAUGCGAUCGACAUACACAAUCUCAAGAAACAAAACAGAUAGCGAACUGAGGAAACCAGUUGAAAAAUAUUCGAGAACUAUCGCUCUCAGUGAAAGUCCUUCUGAGAAAGCAGCAUAUGAGAAAUGGUUUCGAGAAAAACUGAGACAAGAAAGAGAAAAGCGACGAAAACAGAAAGAGAAAGAAGAGGAUGAAAGAAAGGCCAGAGAGGAGAGAAGAAAGGAAGCUGAGAGAAAUUAUGAAAUUUGGAAGCAACAAAGCGAUGAAGCGAUGCGUGAAAGGAGGAGAACCAAAAAGGAAAAAGCGGAGGCUUUGGCGAAAGAGAAGAUGGAGGAAAUGAAAAGAAAGAAGGAGGAAGCGACUCAGAUGUUUCAAGCAUGGAAAAAUGAUCGACUGCAAAAGUUUGCGAAGGAGCGGAAACAGUGCGUACAAAAUAAAGAAAAUGAUGAACUGAAAAAGAAACACGAAAUGGAAAUAAGAAACAAUGAGGCUCAGAAGGCAUUCAACACAUGUUUGAGGUAUGAAAAAAAUAAAAUCCGAAAUGCGGAAGCGCGACGCAAGUUACUCAAAUCCAGGAGGACGGAGGAAAUCCAAAGUAGGAAUACAAAGGAGUAUAAAGAAGCACUGUCGAGAGAAGCUUAUGAUGUUUGGCUUCAAAUAAAGGAAAGUGAGCGCCAUUUCAACGAAUCGUUACAAGGUCGAAUCAUGAAAUUUGAUGAAAUGUCCCGACGAUCACAUUUAGUUCCGUGGGUUCCACCAAGUAACAUUAUUCCACGACAGUUUAUUCCAACAGGUACCAGAAGACAUCAAUCUGUCAAACGAUCCAUCAGAUCUAACCAGACUUACAAAAAGUUCCCAUCAGCAAUUCAUCGCUCCAAGUCAGCGCUUAGAUAAUUGCCUCUUAUAUGCGAAUUCGUUAGUUUGAAGUAUGGUUUUAACAAAGGGCGUAAUUUUAGGGAUUUUCCGAAGUUCUGGAAUUUUUACUUUUCAUUUUUUUUCCGAAGAAAAGUAUGGGAAUUUCAAACAUGGUGAAGUUAAUCAGGACUGUGUGAAC